AUGAGAACAGAACCAGCUCUUGGCUGGACAUCUCGAGGUUACUUAUAUCGAGUGAGAUGUCUGGAGUGGAACGAAUUGUGUCUGCCCAGGUCCAUAUCUGAGUCGACAUUGGAGUUACACUACUACCGAACACCCUCGUGGGCCCAGAGGCUCGUCCAGACUACUUCGGUAGUGUAUUCGACGAGGCCCAAUCCUGCUUCAACGCGUGCCAAGACCAGGUGCUCCAUCUCCUCCGCAGUGAAUACAGCAUCAAUCAACAGGCGACGCGGAGGAAAUGAAAGCGUCGAUGCAGGCAGUGAAGAUCGCACUAGAGUCACAGAAUCCACCAGGUAUCGUAAAGUGGGCUCACGUAGAGCUGAAUCCUAUGCUGCCAACGGCGCCAACGUCGCCCAGGUGGUCUGCGUGUGGCAUUCCAUGUUCAUGGAGUUACCAUCAGGAGCCCGUCUCCAUCGUAGGAACGGAGCCAACGCCCGAGUUGGGACAUGGACUCAUCCCAACUUGAUUGUCCGCGCGCAGGUCGUUGCCCAAAGAGGGCAGCAGAACCUCGAGUGA
This is a messenger RNA of Colletotrichum costaricense, 552 nucleotides long. RefSeq lists its product as uncharacterized. Bases 1 to 552 code for a protein of 183 amino acids. The transcript has a single exon. The record is from RefSeq and is a predicted model, not a curated record. Lineage: Eukaryota; Fungi; Ascomycota; Sordariomycetes; Glomerellales; Glomerellaceae.